GCUCUCAGUCGGCGCGUUUCUCGCACUACGUGGCUAAGGCUCUUGGUCUUGGUCUUACUCGCGGGUAUAGGGUACAUGCGAUGCUAUAUGCUAUGCUAUGUCAGUACUGCUUCGGCCGUCGUGUUAUGCGGAUGCUGUUAUACCACGCGGUUAACCGUAUUCAGUAUAAUAAACGCGCGCAUGCGUUCUUGCUUGUAAUUUAAAAACACACUUUAUUAUCCAACAACAUAAUACUUUUAAAUAUAUUAUUUGUCCUUAAAACCGUAGCUUUUAAAUACUCGCAUACCGGUUUACCAACUAAUUGUGACUAUUAAAAUUAAUUGCUGUUUAAAUAAUUGGCUUUUCGAGGCAGAUAAAUUUUGAGUCGUUCGGAUCAAGCUGUGGGUUUUAUCAAAAAUUGCUGACGGUCACGUGGAUGUUUUAAUGUAAUUGGGUGGAUUGUGUGGACGAGGCGAAAAUAAAGUGCCCGUGAUAACGCAGACACUGUGCUGAGUAAAUGUGCGGUUGGUACAUUAUUUAUUGUAUCAACCACGUGGAUAUUGGCUAGUCGCGGAUGGACGCUGAGAAAAGGUUUCAUUAUAUUUGAAAGGUGAAGAUGAAAAUACAAGUGGACUCUAGGUAGCGGCAAUGGACCUCAGCAGCGUUGGAGACCGGCAAGUCGAUGGAUCGACAUGCGCUGCAGUGGUCUCGUGUCUACAACAGGCACGAGAUCAUAAAAAGAAGAAAAUCAGCAUCAAUAAUAACAAUAACAAUAGCAAUAACAACAGUCGUGCUGAUAGAUCGAUAAUCGAUGAAAGAAAGAGUCAUCUCGGGCAGAUCCCACAGUCUAGGAAGAAAGAUCCUUACCAGGAAUUGGAACUUUACCUCGCUCGAGUUAUUGAGGAAAUUGAUGAAAUUAUUGUCACGUCACUGCCGUCGCAAUCCAUUCAGACUCCGACGGAUCCAGUCGAAACUACAAAUAGCGUCAACAGUAUCAAUAAUAAUAAGAAUAAUGAUAAUUUAUCUGAUGAUAUUAUAGGAGAUAAUUUAAUAGAUAAAUCUGUUGACACAAAUCAAAUUAAACAGACGCAGUCUCUGAAGGCAUCUCUGGUUUCCAAUAAAUUAAAUUCAUCAAGCAAAACAUUAUCUGUUUACGUAGCGUCAUUGAUUCCUCAUACCCAGCCUUCAAAUAGCAUCGAAGCUGCGGCAAAUCAAAUAGCAGCUGAAACUAAAACUAAAACUAAAACUCCAGUUAUCGAAUAUCGCGAUUUGCUGAGUGAAUUUGGAAUAUUGGAUAGCGAUGGUACCGAAAGUUGUACUGACAGCAAUAAUUCCUCGGAAUAUGAGGAUAAACAGCUAUCGAUUAGUGAAGAUAGUAUUAGCGAGAGUAAUAUUAAAGAAAGUAGUCAUGUAACUUUGAUAAAUAAUAAUAAUAAUAAUAAUAAUAAUAAUAAUAAUAAUAAUAAUAACGAGUCCAAAGAUAAUUUAGCAGAAAGUGCGGGGGUAAAAAAAAUAAGCGGAAGUUGGCCGGGUAUUGACGAAGGUAAUAGCAAUAAAAAUAUAAAAAACUCUGGUUCCCAAACAGAUAACAAAUUGAUAUUGUCAUUGAGUAGUAAUAGUUCUAGUCUACCAGCGAGUCUUGAUAACAGACAAGACGCGAGGUGCAAGGAUAUUCAGCCAAAUAACUUGUCAGAAUUAAGUUUCGAUAAAUUAAAUAAUAGUAAGUGUAACUGUAAGCCUCCGAUACGAGUUAAUGAAGGCAGUAGUUGUAGUAAUAGUAGUAAAAAUAGCUCGAGCCCAAUGAGUCGCAGAUGUAGAUCAUCGACGAAUUCAUUCGUUAAAUCAAAACUGUCGCCUUCGCGCACUGAAGAGGAGGCCACAGAUCCCGAUUAUGAUGACGUCUUUAUUAUAGACGACAAAGCCAAUUCGCGGCUGCAGUUUGUCGACAGGACGCCAAGAUCGGCACCGGUCACGCCGACUGAUGACAAAAGUCUUCCGUUUAAAUUAUUUCGCAAGAAGUAUCCGGUCACUGGUAGCAGUUGCAGCAACGGGAACUGCACCGGGAGAAUGAGCGACGCGAUUUUGGUGAGAGUCUCCUCGUUGCCGGAUCAAGAUCUACUGGAUCAUCAUCAUCAUCAUCAUCAUCAGGACUUUAAUAGACAUUUAAUGAAGAAAAAUAGACGUGCUAUUUCACCUCUGACACUUAGAUCGGAUAUCACGGCCAAGAGACUAUCAGAAUCGGAUAAAGACGUCAGUCAAAUAAGUCCCGUUCAACUGAAGACAUUUUUUCCAUUAAAUGAACAAAAUAACGCGGCUGUCGGUUGUGAUUUGCCAGUAGGGAGUAAAAAUUCCUCGGACACCAGCAUCGAGAGUGGGAAGUCGGACAAAUUUAUAAAAAACGAUUUGAGAAAAGUUGGCAGUGAGGAUUCGCGAUCGGUAUCGUUACCAAUAUCACUUACGGCAUUAUUCUCACGUCUGCGCAAUGGCGGGUCGUGUUGCCCCAGCAGCCAGCCCAUUGAGAGGUUUAACAGCUCAAACAUGGCGACCCAAACAUCCCCGGCGAUUUCACGGAGCUCGAGCUUUACGUGGGUCAGCGAUUGUGAUUCGCCUCGAGGUAUUUUAAUUCACGAUCGAAUAAGCAGUGAUGUUGGGGUUCAUCACCAGCUUCAUCAUCAUCAGCCCUACCAUCAACAUUCUCACCCUGACCCGUGCCACGAAAAUAAUAACAAGUGCCAGCAUCUCGAGCUAAUUAGAAAAUUUAACUUUUCAGCAGAGUCGCAUGUCGAUAUGCACUCGCUAAGAGAUGAAAGUGCACUAGAUCUAGCCUCGCCUCAAGACACCGUCGACGAUGAUAAUAGAUCCUCGUCCUCUUCUCAGGACCUCGUGCAAAGUCUGGACGAAAUUUCCUCGGGCAGUACUUCGCCCGACACGACUGACCGCGCUUCCCCUCUGGAAAGUGGAAUUGGCACCGCCAGCCCUCCAAGGAGUACAGAUCGACGCUCAAUCAAACCGUUAAUCAACAACAAAUGUUGUCGCAAAGAAACUUGGGAACGAAUACGUAGACGGCCGUCAAAACUAAACUCACGUUCGGAAAAAGGCUCCACUGAUGUAUGGGUUCGUAGAGAGAGUGUUUAUACUCAGACGAGACGAAAUCAAGAUAAAGACUCCCAAGAAGCCGUUGAUAGUAGCAGUGGAGUCGAUGAUACAUUACCUCGGAUCAAGCCUUCAAGGCCAACAAACUUAAUUAUUGACACCAGCAGUUCAUUGAGCUCUGGAGAAAUGCUCGAAACGUUGGCACUUUCAUCGCCAAAUUCGCUAUCACAGCCCACGGAGCCAACCGAAAACACACACGGCGAGACCCAGAUCCAGCCGUCUGACUCGCAGCCCGACCGGUUGUCUGAAAUCGAAGCCCAGGAAGCGUGCAAAUGGUUACGAGCCGCCGGUUUUCCGCAAUAUGCACAGAUGUAUGAAGAUUACCAAUUUCCAAUAGACGUGUCUGGUGUGGCAAAGGAUCAUCCGUUUCUCGAAGCAGACUCACUGCAGAGUUUGUAUCGGAGGCUUGACGCUCUCAACCGAUGUGCAAACAUGAAGCUUGAUACCCAUCACACCCACCAUCAUCAUCAUCAUCAUACCAACCAUCAUCAUAAUACCAGCCACAGCAAAACCGGAGGCGGAGGAGGUGGGGGAGGAGGAGGAGAUGACUCAGAUGAGGAUACACAGUGCGCAUUGAGUGAGAACUGGACGUUUGAAAAGAAAACGAGAAGAUGGUCACGAAUAUGCGAUAUAAGUCAAGCAAAUGUCGAGAGAUUGCAAGCAAUAGCCGCGGGACAGCUUCCUUGUCCCGAUGACUCGUUGGAAGAUCGCUUGGAAACCGACGAACCUGAAGAAACGAUGAUAGUACACGGCAGUGUCAGGUUUGAGAACAUCACGAGCAAUCCAAACUCGGAUGACAUGAGUCCCAAGUUUCGUCGCACCGGUUCCGAGCGGCUAAGAGACGGCGCUAAGGCAUUUUUACGACGGGUUGAGUCGCUUAAAUCACGCCGUCGAAAGCGUCAGAAUCGCGAGGGCGUUGUUAUCAGCGGACCUCAAGUGCUAGAUGUGAUAUCGAUGCAGCAGAAAAUGAAAGAUCUCAACUGCGUUGACGUGUCACCUACUGGACUUGCUCCGAUGUCAUUUGGCGACGCAUUUUUGCUUCCGUCGCCCAACCCACCGUCAUCACCGGUUACUUUACCCAACUCGCCCUACCACUUGCCAUCAGUCAAUUUGAUGACCACAACAAGCAGUCCAUUUGGCGACGACUCAUCGAGUUACUGCUCGGACGGUUCUCAGAGCGGCGGACCCACAAAUACGCCGACUAUCACCACGAGCUCAUCAACAACCGGAUCAACAAGGACUAAAUUAAAUAAAGCCAAGAGAUUUCUUUAUCGCGGUGGCGGUAUGCGGGAAGAUCAAGGCGCCUUGAGCGACUCUGAGUGCCAGCCGUCAAACUGGCGACACAAGUACCUGAAGGAUGCCAACAGCAAUCACACUAAAGUGCUCGAGUACCUAACGAGUCACUCAACAACUCCCGGUGGAGAAGCUACUCAUCCGUCGUCGAUAGGCACCAGGGGUGGGAGCCUUAAUCUUGGCAAAGACUCACAGCGUUAUCGCGACAAGCUGUCUGGUCAGUCAAAGCUACUUGACAAGGAGCUAAAAGUUGUUGCUCUAAAACGCGAAGACAAGCUCCACAAGAGCUUCCGUCAUGCGCGCGAUGAUCUGGUGAUUGAUCGCAAGCAACAGCAGUUAUUGAUCAAACACCAUCAGCAGCAGCAGCAGCAACAAGUUACUGUUUAUCGGGAGAAAUCGCGAUCGCGUAGCUCGGAAUUAGUCGCUAGUCAGGAGAGCAGCUCCACAAUGGCGAGUCGUGAUUCAGAUCCUGAGGAUGAGUCACCAAGACACAAGGGAACUGUUGUUAGGUGGCACAGUUUUCAACGCGGCUCUUUGUAUCCUGAGCCACUGGAUCCUCUCUGCCCACGAGCAAUGGCCUCUAUGUCUUGCGGACAACUGCUUGUUCUGCGAAAACUUGCUCUGCUGAAAUUGACCGCCUGCAUGGAACGUUACUGUCCAACUCAUCGCACCGGUUGGAAUUGGGAGCUGCCUAAAUUUAUCCGUAAAAUAAAAACCCCUGACUACAAAGAUAAAACAGUAUUUGGUGUUCCACUUCUACUGUCAUUGCAACGCACUGGACAGGCUCUGCCUAAAUGCAUUCAGAUAGCGCUGAGAUGGCUCCGUGCCAACGCACUCGAUCAGGUUGGAAUAUUUCGAAAGAGCGGAGUGCGUUCCCGCAUACAAAAGCUCAAAGCGAUGACUGAAAUUCAAGGUGACAAUAUUAAUUUCGAUGGCCAACAAGCAUUUGACGUCGCGGAUCUAGUUAAACAGUACUUCCGCGAGCUACCUGAGGCAUUGCUUACCAACAAGUUGUCCGAAACAUUCAUCGCGAUAUUCCAACACGUACCAGUCGAAUUGCGGCCCGACGCAGUUCAAUGUGUCCUCCUACUGCUACCGGACGAACAUCGCGAAGCGUUGGAAACUCUUCUCGACUUUUUGAAUCACGUCGCCAGCAACUCGCCGUACAAUCAAAUGACCGCGUCAAAUUUGUCAGUAUGUCUUGCUCCCAGCUUGUUUCACCUGAAUCACAACAACUCGAACACUAACAAUCGAUCAUCUAGUGUUUCACCUCGACGCAGGAAGACCGUUGGUAUUCCAGACCAACGUGAGCUCUCCGAAAACAAAGCGGCACAUGAUUGUCUUCUGUAUUUGGUUAAAAUGCAUCGUGAAUUGUUCAUGGUUUCAUCAGAUAUGUUGACGCAGUGCCACUUUAAUUACAUGGAGGAAAGUGUUCCCGUUGGUUUAGAAGAACUGGGAUCAGAAAUGAAACAAGACUGGCGUGGUUAUAUGUAUGCUUGUACAAGUGCUCUAUUAAAGGAAGCACGUGAAAAGAGCCGCGGUUGGGUGACAGUGAGCAAUCCAGCAGACAGCAGCGUGGAAAUGGCAUAUAAAAAAGUUGGAGACGGACAUCCUUUGCGUCUGUGGCGAGUAUCGACGGAAGUGGAAGCGCCACCACAUGAACUGCUGCAACGGGUGUUGCGCGAACGGCACAUAUGGGACCCGCAGCUAUUGAAGUAUCGCAUGGUUAAAAAAUUGGACGCGAACGCGGAGAUAUUCCAGUACGCGGCGGGCAACAUGAGUCCAUUACCGGCACGUGAUUACUGCGUCCUGAGAACCUGGCGGACAGACUUGCCGAAAGACGCUUGCGUUAUUGUUGAGACAUCAGUUCAGCAUCCAGACGCGCCGGUGAUGCUGGGAGGGACUCGUGGGAUCGUCUUGGCUUCGCGUUAUCUAAUCGAGAAGUGCGGAAGUGGAAAAUCACGUAUCAUGCAUUUGUCACGUGUCGACACUAAAGGAAGAACGCCUGAGUGGUAUAAUAAAAGCUACGGUCACAUCGCCGCUCUUUAUUUAAGUAAAAUACGUAAUUCAUUCAAGCACACGUCUGAUGGCCCGGAAAGUAAGGUCUGAGAUUGGGCCUCCGUACAAUGCUCGUCAUUGUACGGAUUCCAAGAGUCAAGCAUCUCUGACCACUCUUCAUCAUCCAGAGAUGACAUGGAUUAUUUAACAGUACCUCUGGCUAUUGACGAGGAGUAAAUUAUUUUAAUUAAAUAAAUACAUAAAUAACCAACAGAGUAUAUUAUAUCUAAUAAUAUAUAUAUAUAUAUAUACAUAUAUAUAUAUAUAUAUAUAUAUCAUGUGAAUCUCAAUGUCAAUGUCUCCAUGUCAACUUUAAUCCGCUUUAUAAAGACAAAACAAAUUUUUUUUUAAAUUACACGGAUUAAAUUAUGAGUAAUUAAUAUCAAAAUGUUAUGUAAUUUAUCCUCAGCACUUUUUUUGAUUAAAAUUCUCCAUCUUUAUGGGAUAGUACAGAAAAAUUACGGAGAUAAACGAAAAGAGCCGAAUGUAACCAAUUAUAACUUUGAUUCAAAAAUUUCGGGGCCAGUUUUUCAAAAUUUACAUUUCUGGGGUCAACAAAAAUAUUGAAGUUAUAUUUAUGAAAAAUAUGAUAUUUUAUGAAGAUUUUAAAAAAAUGUGUAAUUAUAUUCCAUUAAAAAUAUGAAAAUUUGAUAAAAUUUGAGUGCUGAUAAAUUUGAGAUAAAAGAAAGUAAGAUCUGAAUGUUAUUAAGUUAAAAUAUUUAUAAUUAUUAAUUAAGAGUUUAUGAUUAAUAUCAACUGAAAAGUAUAUUUUUAAUUAACAUAAGAAUUUUUUAUAUUAUUUUCUUGGACCAAAUACACCCUUUUUUUAUAUUUAACAAAUAAAUAAACAAUUAAGAUAUUGUUAAAAAAUUGAUAAUAUUUUUUUUUGUAGAGCGUUAAAAAAUGUGAAUAUGUGUAUAAUAAUAAUAUAUAAAAAAUAUAUAUAUUUUUGUGUGGACGAACGUGUGCGGUCAGUUGGGUAAAAUGGGAUUGAUAGAGUGAUUGACGGAGUUUAUUUGUCUGCCUCUAUUGGUAGAGCCAAUAGCUUUACCAAAUGUCAAAGAAAGUAUUGAAACUACAUUGAGAAAUGUUUUUAAACUCAACUAAAAAAACUUUAAAUUAACUAUAAUAAAAUUAUUGAUUUUAUUUAGAGCCAUUAGUAGAUUAUAAGAUGCACUGCAUUAAUUUAUCGGUACCUGGGAAGUUAAACAUUGAAAUUAUUCAUCACAAAGCCUCUAAUGAAUAUUAAUGCCUCGCGCAUCCUCAAAAAAAAAUAUAAAACAAAUAACAUAUACAUAUGUGAACAAAAUGAAUUAGAGAUAUAUUUAUCAAUGUAUUUAAAGUUAAUACUAGUCAUGAAAUAAUUAUUAAAGUGAAUUAUUGAAAACGCCUAUGAGUGUAUGAAAUAAUAACAUGUAAAGUGUUCCAAUAUGUUGUAUUUAAAAUAUAAAAGUAUCUGUAUGUAACACAUUAUUAAAAAAAAUAAUAAUAAUAAUAAUAACAAAAUAUAUUGUAUUUUUGUGAUGACAGUGCGUCAGUGGCAUUAAAGACAUGAUAAAAAGAAUAAUGAUAACAAUAAAUGAAAUCUAUGUAUGAUAUUUGUCAUGUCAAAAAUAUUACAUCUAUAUUCUUGUAAUCAAUAUCUUAUCGACUGUAAAUAUGUAUCAUAUUAAAAUGACGAAUAUAUAUAAAUAUAUAUUAUAUUGAUUAAAAAAUAA
Microplitis demolitor is the source of this 8201-nucleotide messenger RNA. RefSeq names its product rho GTPase-activating protein 7 (gene cv-c). Lineage: Eukaryota; Metazoa; Arthropoda; Insecta; Hymenoptera; Braconidae. Gene Ontology annotation, molecular function: lipid binding; GTPase activator activity. Bases 628 to 6534 code for a protein of 1968 amino acids. Gene Ontology annotation, biological process: regulation of Rho protein signal transduction; actin cytoskeleton organization; signal transduction. The transcript has 12 exons. The record is from RefSeq and is a predicted model, not a curated record.